GGAACAUAAGAACAUAUUUUAUUUUAUUUUCCCCGAAGAACAUAUAUGGGGUCAAAGUUUCAUGCUUUUAUGUUCCCAUGGUUUGGUUUUGGUCACAUGACUGCAUUUUUGCAUCUGGCUAACAAACUAGCGGAGAAAGACCACAAAAUAACUUUCUUGCUCCCCAAGAAAGCUCGAAAGCAACUUGAAUCUCUCAAUCUCUUCCCAGACUGCAUUGUCUUUCAGACUCUUACCAUCCCAUCUGUAGAUGGCCUCCCUGAUGGUGCUGAGACAACCUCGGAUAUCCCGAUCUCGUUAGGCAGUUUUCUCGCCUCGGCUAUGGAUCGGACACGCAUUCAGGUCAAAGAAGCAGUUUCUGUUGGUAAACCGGAUCUGAUUUUCUUCGAUUUUGCUCACUGGAUUCCGGAAAUAGCUAGAGAGUAUGGAGUCAAGAGUGUCAAUUUCAUAACGAUUUCUGCAGCAUGUGUAGCUAUUUCGUUCGUCCCUGGUCGUAGUCAAGAUGACUUGGGUAGUACUCCACCGGGAUACCCUUCCUCCAAGGUGUUGCUUCGGGGACACGAAACCAACAGUUUGUCGUUCCUCUCCUAUCCGUUUGGAGAUGGAACUAGUUUUUACGAACGGAUCAUGAUAGGACUUAAGAACUGCGAUGUCAUUUCGAUAAGGACAUGCCAAGAAAUGGAAGGAAAGUUCUGCGAUUUCAUCGAAAACCAAUUUCAAAGAAAAGUUCUCUUGACAGGUCCAAUGCUUCCUGAGCCGGACAAUAGCAAACCGCUAGAAGAUCAAUGGCGUCAGUGGCUUAGCAAGUUCGAUCCGGGAUCAGUAAUAUAUUGUGCAUUGGGCAGCCAAAUCAUUCUUGAAAAGGAUCAAUUCCAAGAACUCUGUUUAGGAAUGGAGCUGACAGGUUUACCAUUUCUUGUAGCGGUAAAGCCACCAAAAGGUUCAUCGACAAUCCAAGAAGCCUUACCAAAAGGGUUUGAAGAGAGGGUUAAAGCACGUGGAGUGGUUUGGGGAGGAUGGGUGCAGCAACCAUUGAUAUUAGCUCAUCCAUCAAUAGGCUGCUUUGUGAGCCAUUGUGGUUUCGGGUCAAUGUGGGAGGCUCUAGUGAAUGACUGCCAAAUAGUGUUUAUUCCACAUUUGGGUGAGCAAAUAUUGAACACAAGACUGAUGAGCGAGGAACUCAAGGUCUCGGUAGAGGUGAAAAGAGAGGAAACGGGAUGGUUUUCGAAGGAGAGCUUGAGCGGUGCGGUCAGGUCUGUGAUGGACAGAGAUAGCGAGCUCGGGAAUUGGGCGAGGAGGAACCACGUAAAGUGGAAGGAGUCUCUGCUUCGUCAUGGACUAAUGAGUGGUUAUCUUAAUAAGUUCGUAGAAGCAUUGGAGAAACUAGUCCAAAAUAUAAAUCUUGAAUGAAAAACUUUGUAAAGAGCAGCUUUGAUCGAUAAGAGUCAUAACGGUAAAAAAAGUAGACCACCAAGUAGUUGUUCGUUUCUCGUCUAUGUUCUGUUCAAGCUUCACUUACUAGCUAGGAAAUAAUUUUAUAUCAUCAAAUAUAACCUGAUUGAACUCAUCUUGAUAUAUUACUAUUUUUGAAUAAAUGUUUUGGGUGAAAUAGGUAGAUGACUCAAUUUGAGAUGGA
Molecule: messenger RNA, 1633 nt
Organism: Arabidopsis thaliana (thale cress)
Lineage: Eukaryota; Viridiplantae; Streptophyta; Magnoliopsida; Brassicales; Brassicaceae
Product: UDP-Glycosyltransferase superfamily protein
Exons: 1
Coding region: 46-1407 (453 amino acids)
Molecular function (GO): UDP-glucosyltransferase activity; UDP-glycosyltransferase activity
Source: RefSeq, marked reviewed